Messenger RNA from Capra hircus (goat), 410 nucleotides. RefSeq names its product rho-related BTB domain-containing protein 2-like. The annotation marks the transcript as partial. Lineage: Eukaryota; Metazoa; Chordata; Mammalia; Artiodactyla; Bovidae. The record is from RefSeq and is a predicted model, not a curated record. The transcript has 2 exons.
CUCUGGCUCUGAAGGCAAAAGUAGACAUCUGUGUGCAGACCUUGGCCCAGGGGUCCCAGCACAGACAUGCUCCUGUCUGUUCCCAGUUCCACUGUGCGUCCCAGUUGGCUGACUGGUGUCUUCACCACAUCUGCACCAACUACAACAAUGUGUGUCGCAAGUUCCCCCGAGACAUGAAGGCCAUGUCCCCAGAAAACCAGCAGUAUUUCGAGGAACACCGGUGGCCACCCGUCUGGUACCUGAAGGAGGAAGACCACUACCAGCGGGCCCAGAAGGAGCGCGAGAAGGAGGACUAUCUGCACCUGAAGCGGCAGCCCAAGCGGCGCUGGCUGUUCUGGAAUAGUCCGUCCUCGGCGUCCUCUUCGGCCGCCUCCUCGGCGUCCCCAUCCUCCUCCUCGGCUGUGGUCUGA